AUGCAGGCGGUCAAGUUGAACGCAUCAGAAGGCGUUGAUCCGGGCAAGACUUACAGCUUGGCUGCACAUUACUACUCAAAGUCUGUUUUGGGCUUGAGAAACGCCCUUGAGAAGUUUGACCAAGAACCCAGUGCCCGGCAUCGCAUCUUGUGGACUACCCACCUGCUUGGUCUGUUUGAGCUCAUGACUGAUGAAACCGGCGAAGGAUGGAUACAGCACUUGGUCCACGGUACUUCCAAAGCACUUGUCGCUGCAGGUCCGACAUCAUGCAAAUCAGGCCAUGGACAACGCUUUUUCACCGAAAUACGAAUCUUUGAAGUCUGUCGGGCCAUAAUAUUCAACGAGCCGACAUUUCUUGCGACAGCAGAUUGGAGGUGUCUCACGCGCGAGAUGAGGGUCAAAGAUCAAGACAAUAGUGACUCGUUGGAUGAACUUUUGGACAUCAUCGUCUCAUGCUCGACUCUUCGUGUUCGGGCGAUAAACCUUAUCUACCACUCGGACACAGAUGCCGUUGAUCUCGACGAAGCUUUUGAUGUUGCUCAAGAAGGAUUUCGCCUAAGACAAGCUCUCAUCGACUGGGAAGCGAAGGAUCAGCCUCCAAAACAACAGACUGCCGAGAAUGCAAGUGGAAACUUCGCAUACUUGACCAAAACAUUCUUCGCUGCUACAAGCAUCUACCUCUCCGGAGUCUUCGACUACGAAAUUCCAUAUUGGCAGGACAAGGGUAUCGUGGCACCCAACUUGAGCGAAGAAGAGAUACAAAUGCAUGUCGUCAACAUAUUGACGCAUACGAAUACUGUUCUGUAUAAUUCUUCCAUCUCUCCGUUAUUGGUACUUUUUCCACUGCGAGUUGCGGGUGCACGGUCCUGGCAGGGUUGGCAGCAGGAUUGUAUCAUGCAGAAUCUAAUGGUGGUUGAGAGGACGUUUCCUGUUGCAGCAGCUUUUAGGGCUGACUUGAUGGGUGUAUGGGCUCGGAUGAGUCCGCCGGCAUACUCAGAUUCUCCUCUAUCUACUUGA
Fusarium subglutinans is the source of this 1017-nucleotide messenger RNA. RefSeq lists its product as uncharacterized. The transcript has 3 exons. Lineage: Eukaryota; Fungi; Ascomycota; Sordariomycetes; Hypocreales; Nectriaceae. Bases 1 to 1017 code for a protein of 338 amino acids. The record is from RefSeq and is a predicted model, not a curated record.